Molecule: messenger RNA, 609 nt
Organism: Cadophora gregata
Lineage: Eukaryota; Fungi; Ascomycota; Leotiomycetes; Helotiales; Ploettnerulaceae
Exons: 2
Coding region: 1-609 (202 amino acids)
Source: RefSeq, a predicted model, not a curated record
AUGGAUAACUCUGCCUAUAACGGACGCGGCUGGACUUUUCAAGAACGAUUGCUCUCUCGAAGGUGUCUUUAUUUCACGAGGGACCAAGCGUUUUUCGAGUGUCAAGAGCUUCUCUGUUCCGAAGACAGAACGCCCUCUCCAAAUGACAAGCGACCAAGGAAUUCCUAUCUUUCGACAGCUGGGAAUUCUGUAAAACGUGACUUGAUUGAGUUUGGAGACUCAUUUGCGGCCAGCAAGGAUGAUCGACAGCAACUCAGACACAGCAAAAUCAUUCAAGAAUACACUCGGAAGAAGCUGAGCUUCAGUGAUGAUAUUCUCAAUGCAUUUGCGGGUAUUGGAACUUCCCUUGAACAGCUCUGUAACUGGUCUAUGGUCUAUGACCUGACGGCACAGCUUCUAGACAGAGCUCUUCUUUGGGAACAGAACACUGAGACUUCACUCAGCUCAGAGAAGGCUAUCAUUCUCAAUUUCCAACAUGGUCCUGGUCAGCUUGGGUCGGUGGUGUUGAUUACAACGAGUGGACGGCAUCAGAUAUCAAUAUCCUUCAUUCCCCAUUUAAGCUCAUACAUCCUCAAGAGCGGGUUGAUCGUCAAAACGUAUCACCCUUGA